GACAGCAGAGAUAAAAAGAAGAAGCAAAAUGGCUGAUUUCAGAUGGAUUGAAGUGUUUCUAUUUCUGACUCUCAUCGUGCUUACAGCGGGAGCCAUCUUGCCUUAUGAGCCGGAUCCUUUCUCCUUCGCUGUGAGAUCAGGAGAGGAAGUCACUUUGCCUUGUGAAAGAAACAGAUUUGCUUCAAACCGAGUUGCUUCACAGUUACCAAACUGUGAAGCAACUCGGUGGUACUUCCUGGAAACCAUAUAUAUAUCACAGAAAGUAGUGCUUGCAAAUGGGAAGAUGGUUGUAGAAGCUAAAGCAGAUAGACUGAGUGUUACAGAGAAAUGUUCUCUGGUUAUAAAGAAGGUCACAGAGGAGGAUGCUGGUUAUUACAUCUGCAGAAAGUCCCGAGAAGUUAACCUGGCUGUUGUUACCAUCUCUGAACAUAAGAGCCACGAUGAGGUGACGUUACGCUGCUCUGUGGCUCCGUCUAAAGAUUGCAAACACCGAGUGAAGUGGCAGUUCAGGGAUAAAGACGUAGAGAUGGACGACUUCAGGACAUCAGAGUCGGAUUGCGAGGCCAAUGUGACGUUCCUGACUUCUCUUUUUAUUUACACGCCGAAGAACUAUGAGUUGCUCAAGUGUAAAGUGAAUGUCAACAACAAUGGAGUUAAGCAGCUGUUCAGCCCUCAGUUCUCAGGGGGAAAUGCAACAUUAACGACACAUGAAGGUGUGUCUGUGGGAAUCAUCAUCAUGUUAGCGGUGCGCGUGGCACAAAUCCUCCUCUUGACGGUCAUUACUGUUCUUCUCUUUAAAGCUCGAGGAAACCAGAGACCACCUGCUGACCUGACUGUGCAUUACGAUGGAAAUGGACGUGGCGGCACAGUGAAGUACGAAAACGUUGGAGAACCUUCUGUUUCUGUCCCCCACCCAAACACCUCCGUGGCUACAGCCAUAACAUAAUAAAAUAUACUUUAUUAUUCCGUCACAGCAGCAUAGAAGACAUUGCACAUUAAUUAGAGGUAAAUAGAAAUAAAAAAACAUUAAAAUAUGCAAAACAGUGAAUAUAUACGUAUCAAUAAUGAAGGAUAUAUUCAUUCGUUCAGAUAAUCAAUAUUUACAAAAGUGUAUUUUCCUAUUUAGACAUAUUUAAAAGAAAUAAAUAACUCAACAUAUUUUGGGUAGGGUCACGUUCAAAUUUAAACCAAGUUAAAAUAAGAUAAAUAUUAAUGUAUCCCUGUAGGGAAAUACACAGAAUAAUACAAAUAAAACCUUCAAAUUAAAAUUACAACAACAACAAUAGGAAAAGGUAAAACACAGAGAUGUAAACAUUUUGAAAUUGAGAAAAAUAUCAGAAUUUUGAGAUUUUCUGAAAAAAGACAGGAAGUUGCGAUUUCCAGAUAAAAGUGUAAACUCCCUAGAAACUACAGAAAACAACUUCUAAAAACGUUGUUACGAAGACGUCAAUAUGAAUUUAUUUCCGCAAGUUUUCGAGAUUGGUUUUUGAUUUGUAAGUUGCUUGGGUUGCUGGUAAAUAUGUUUUGCUAAUGUUGCAGGUUUGAAUGAGCUGUGCUUCUUAAAGGAGGUAAUUACAGUUAUAUUACAUUAUAAACGAUGAUAUGAUCUUCUAAAAAAUAAUGCACAUAAUGUACAACAUUAUUUUGUAUUACAGCAGAUUUUUAUUCCUCUGUCAUUCCAUUGCAAUGUAAAUACUGUUUUAUUUGACUAUAUAUUUUUAAUUAUUUUUAAUAUUUUUCUAGUUCUCUUCCUGUUUUUUUAGCUCUUGUUUUUAUGCACCAUGACAUCAAUUCAAAUUCCUCGUACGUGUAAACCUGGUAAUAAACCUGUUUCUGAUUCUAAAAGGAAGAGAGUAGUAGAGAACAAGAAAAUCCUAGCCUCCAUAUUAGUUUCUAUUUUUGAGUUCCUUUUAAUUAAUAAAACACUUUAAUUAUUGUAAUUGUAUUGUUCGUAUUGACAUAUAAAAUAAACUGGUGUGUCAUUCUUC
Messenger RNA from Gymnodraco acuticeps, 1988 nucleotides. RefSeq lists its product as uncharacterized. Gene Ontology annotation, biological process: T cell activation; interleukin-15-mediated signaling pathway; positive regulation of ERK1 and ERK2 cascade. Gene Ontology annotation, cellular component: external side of plasma membrane; membrane raft. NCBI's taxonomy places the organism in Eukaryota, Metazoa, Chordata, Actinopteri, Perciformes, Bathydraconidae. Gene Ontology annotation, molecular function: MHC class II protein binding; protein tyrosine kinase binding. The record is from RefSeq and is a predicted model, not a curated record. The transcript has 7 exons. The coding region runs from base 29 to 946 and encodes 305 amino acids.